Erpetoichthys calabaricus (reedfish) is the source of this 3702-nucleotide messenger RNA. It is a transcript of the gene mov10l1, whose product is annotated as Mov10 like RISC complex RNA helicase 1. NCBI's taxonomy places the organism in Eukaryota, Metazoa, Chordata, Cladistia, Polypteriformes, Polypteridae. The transcript has 25 exons. The coding region runs from base 6 to 3458 and encodes 1150 amino acids. Gene Ontology annotation, molecular function: helicase activity. The record is from RefSeq and is a predicted model, not a curated record.
AAACCAUGAUCCAACUGAUGAAAAGUGUAGUUUCCAAAAUAAUGUAUCCUUUGUGGCAUGUAGCUGAAGAGGAUGAGAUCAACCUGCCAAGAGUUCCGCAAAUGAGAAACUUUAUGAACUGCACAGUCACCAUCUUGUGUCAGGACUAUGGCUUGGUUGAUGAUAUGAUUUACUUCACAUCAGAAGUAGUCCUGGGAGGUAUACCCUUGAGUGUUGGGCACAAAGUCAAUGUACUUGCCUAUCAAGACCAUGAAAGCAGGGGCUGGAAAGCACUAAGGGUUGAAAAGUCAUUUGAUGACUGGGAAGAUGACUCUGCAAGUGACUGUGAGCUAAGCAAAGCCAGGGCCCUCAUUGGCAUAGUGACAUCCUGUGAUGGAGAAGGCGGCAUGAUUAACUCUAGCACAUGCUUCUCUCUCUCUCAUGUGUGUGAAGGUUUUCAGCCAAUAAAGGGGGACUGGGUGCGAGCUGAAUAUUUUAUCAACCCUAGCAAGUGGUGCAGCCAGGCGAGUAGUGUUGCACCUCUUCGUUCCCGGGCAAUUGAUAAGGUCCAGGUGUCCAGCAUCUGUGGUCGCUGUGGGGUUAUAGAAAGUUCAAUAUUUUUUACUUUGGAUUCACUCUGUGUUCCCAAUGAAUAUUGUCCAUCGACUGGCGAUGUUGUUAAUGCAGUGGUGGUGGAGAGCACCCAGUCCUUUUAUUGCUGGCGAGCUUUAGCUAUGACUCCAGUGAGCAGCAGCAGCAGUAAAGGUAACCUGGCCAAAAAUGAACAUGUGAAAGUGGACAGUCACCUGCUUCUUGAGGAUAAGGGUGGGUUAGAAGUCAGCAAAAUGACCAACUUUGGGUCUCUCCUCCUUGGCCAGACAAAGGAAAUACUGGUUUGUAUUAUGAACCAUAGCAACCAAGCUCACAUCUUAAUAAGCUCUGGUCUAGCUGGAUGGGACAGAAGUGGACAGUUUAGUUUGCAUGUCCCUGUAGCACAUGGGUAUGAAGGUCCAGUGGGAAACCUUUCAUGCCCUCUCUCUCUUUUGUGGCGAGCACAUGCAAGAGGCCCAUACCUGCUGCUUCUGUGUUCUGGAAGUCUCUACUAUGGUAUCAAUGGAAGUAGUAAUACUUGUGUCAGUUAUUUAUCAAGUGCUGAAGGCACAUGGGAAAUAUCCAUUGCACCAGGGCAGGAGAUGACUGUGGCGGUGCAGUGCCAGGCCAGGAUUUUGGGAAGCUGCACAGAGCUGCUUUUGCUCCAUUUUCAGAGUUUCUCAAUUGGACGGUUGCUAGAUGUAGAUGUGCAUGCCUCAGAGGAGCUGCUAGUUAAGGCACAGACCAACUACAUGCCAGCCAGCCAGCUAUCCUUGCUACCAAGCACACAGUUGAAUAAGGAUGUAAUAGCUGUGCUGCCCAGCUCUUUGCCACACAAGUUACCCAGACGGCAUCUACCAAACUUUUUGAGUCGUUAUCCAGUGCCACCAAGCCUAAAAGAGUGUUUUGAGCAUGAGAAAGAUGUCCUGCUUGUGCAGCCACAGUUGGCAGAGCCUCUCUCUUGGCACAAUUUUCAGUGCAAGUUCUCUGCUUUGCUAUGGUUGGAGGAACUUCAGGCAGAAAGAGAAAUGAAGGAAUUCAGUAUUCAUGGAACCUUCCUCAGAAAGAGUGCCAACUACCUGUUGCUGGAUGUGCCAGGUGUGGCUGACGGGAGGCCCAGUGUCAGCCUUGGAGACAAGGUGCUUCUGAAGAGGACCCUUGCCAAUGGUAUUGAACUGGAAUACACUGCCUACAUCAGUGAGAUUUACAAUGAUGAGCUGAGCCUUAGAGUGAACCUAGAUUUUCACAGUAACUACAAUGGGGAGCCCCUUGAUGUUGAAUUCACAUUCAAUAGGCUUACUAUGCGGCGGUGUCAUGCUGCAGUGGAACGGGUAGAACAUUUGGGAGAGGCAGUCUUGUUUCCACAGUGCCUGGUUAUCAAGCCUGUCCAACUACACCUAGAGUGGCAGCAGAAUAACACAGAGGAUGAAACCUUUCCCAGUGAUGAACGGGAUGCAGGAGCCCAGGGUGUGGACAUGGUGUCUGUUGGGACCCAGACCCAAGCAGGCAAGAGCUCUCCAACUUUCCCAUUGAGCCAAAAUGGUUUUUACUUCAACCCGGCACUGAACCCACAUCAGAGAGCGGCAGUGAAGCGCAUCCUUACUGGAGAGUGUCGACCUUUGCCUUACAUACUCUUUGGACCUCCUGGGACUGGAAAGACUGUGACACUUCUGGAAGCCAUCUUGCAGAUCCACCACAAGCUACCAGAUAGUCGCAUCCUAGUGUGCACCCCUUCCAACAGUGCAGCUGACUUGGUGUGUAGUCGCUUGCACUACAGUGGACAUGUGCCCUCUGGGAACUUGGUCCGUGUUAAUGCCUCCUGCAGGCUGGAGGAGAGCAUCCCAGAGGAAGUUAAGUCGUACAGCCACAGUGGAGAGGAUGUAUUUCAGGCAGCACAUUACCGUAUUGUCAUCACUACCUGCAGUAGUGCUGGCAUGUUCUACCAAGUGGGCCUCAGGGUUGGUCACUUCACUCAUGUAUUCAUGGAUGAAGCAGGACAGGCUAUGGAGCCAGAGUGCUUUAUCCCACUGGGUUUGUUAUCUGAGGUAGAUGGCCAGAUUGUGUUGGCUGGAGAUCCAAUGCAGCUAGGUCCAUUAGUAAAGUCCAAACUGGCAACUGUGUAUGGCCUGAGUAAAUCCCUUUUGGAAAGAUUAAUGAGCAUGUCACUCUAUUCCCGCCAGGAAAAAGAGUUUGGUCCCCAUGGUGCUUACAAUCCCCUGCUGGUGACAAAACUGCUUAUUAACUACCGGUCCCAUGAAGCUAUUUUGCUCCUCCCCUCACGACUCUUUUAUAAUCAGGAGCUGGAGUUAGGAUCUGACCCCAAGGUAGUAGAGUCUCUGCAGAAUUGGAGGGGUCUGCCAACUAGGGGCUUUCCACUUAUGUUUCAUGGAGUCCGUGGUAGAGAGAUGCGUGAGGGUAAUAGCCCUUCAUGGUUUAACCCUGUGGAGGCCGUACAAGUCCUCAUUUACUGCUGCCAGCUGACUAGGAGGCUUUAUAAACCUGUCAGUCCCUUUGAUAUUGGAGUCAUCACCCCUUAUAGAAAACAGGUGGAAAAGAUUAGACUGCUGCUUGGUCGAGCUGGGCUGCUGGAUAUUAAAGUUGGGUCUGUGGAGGAGUUCCAGGGCCGGGAGUUCCUUGUGAUAAUUAUUUCUUUGGUCCGCUCCAAUGAAGAAAUCAUGGAUCAAGAUGUACAUAGUCUGCUGGGUUUCAUUUCAAAUCCAAAGCGCUUCAAUGUAGCCAUCACUCGUGCCAAGGCCCUGCUGAUUGUGUUGGGGAACCCUCAUGUACUCGUUAAGGACCCUUGUUUUGCAGAACUGCUACAGUAUUGUGAGGAAAAUGGGGCAUUUUUUGGCUGCAACCUCCCUACUGAACUGAUGAGCCAGAGUUAGUGAGAAUCAAGUCACAUUAAUUUUCUGGUACUGGUACCCUUUGGGUUUCCUGGUAUGGAGGUGGAGAGUUUGUGAAGAAAAGGUAAACCCACCCAUGUCAUUCAGUAAACAGCCAUGGACUGUAUUUCCCUUCUAUUUGUUAAUAGGAGAUGGGAGUAUUGACCUGAUGCCCCACACAAAUGUCUUCUGUUUUGUUGUUGUGAUUAAGAAAUUGGAUUAAUAAAGAAGGAAACCAAAUAAUGCA